AUUAGGCGCAUACAUUUUCGGAAUCAGUGUUUUCGAAUAUGAUUUCUAACCCAGAAAAGGGUUUUCAGUCGUAGUUUCAUCAUUUUAAGAACAUAUCAUUGAAAUCAGAAUCUCUAUGAGGAAUGAAUCAGACGGGUGCAGUCCCCAUGCUCAUUUAAUUCUGUAGACCAAAUCAUUGUGAAAAUGAGAGCCAAUACAGCAAUGCUCUCUUUGUUGUUCAAGUUGUGUUUAAUUCAAGUUUCCCAUCAACUUUGUCAACAAUCAACGCAUGGGAAAGCACUAAGUUUCUAUAUUGGUAUUCUUUUUCGCGACACAGAAACUCGGCUUACACAUACACUGCGCAAGGAUGUCGCGCAAAUGAUCAUGUCGGCCCCAGAAUCGGAAGUGAAAGACUGCAUUUUUAAUAAAUAUGUCGACAUCAACGUGAAGGACGACCUUCAGAUUCAAACUCUGGGGUGGACCAAUAUACAAGAAGGCAUCAAGACUGCUGUUGAAAAUGAAGCUGAUGAAGGAAAGAGUCUCAGUGUCCUUAUUGGUCCAUUUUAUGUUAAUAUUGCGAUGAUAGCCGAGCAAAUGGACGUACCCUAUAUUGUCACUGAUUACAAAGGAUUUGAUUGGAUAGAUGUUAACCGCGUGAGAAAUAACGUGACAUGGAAAACGCUACUGGAAAUGAAACCUCCUGCUAAUCAAGUAAAUAUGGCAGUUGUGGAUGUGAUGACAGCCUACGGAUUGAAAAUAGCAGUUGUCGUUAAACCAGACGACGCAACUUCUGACCAAGAAUGUGAUGAUUUACUUGCCCAAAUGAUGGAUAACAAUAUUUCCCCAAUCUCCUAUUCCCUUGAAAUAUCUAAUGAAGACAAAAUGGCAACCCAAGCAUCAGAACUGUUGAGGACUGCACAGAUGUUAAACAUAAAGACAGUCGUCGUGUGUAGUCCCAGGGAAUACCGACACAAUCUUACUGGAAUCAUCCUAAACAGGGCGAGAACUUUUGGAAUGUUGAGUGAUGAAACGAGGAUAUUUAUUUUAUUAGACACGGAUUUUUACUUGUCCAGUUUAAGUGAGAGCAGCAUUUAUCGUAAUAAGUACUAUGCAGCCCGUUGUCAGCUCUUGGCUUUUCGGUAUCUUGAUGUCGUACAAGAUUUCCCUUCCCCCACCAAGGCUAUUGCCGAUGAUGUGUCCCGUCUACUCAUAGAGGCGCUGAAAAACUACAUGACUAUUGAAGGAAAGCAAAGCGACAUCGAUAGCAAAUUAUUUCUAGAGAGUCUAAAGAAGGUUUCCUUUGACGGUAAGACAGGAAGAAUUCAGUUUGAUGCCAUUUCCGGGGCACGUGUGAACUUUACCCUGCAUCUGUAUCGUCAUGGAGGGGGCGAAGACAUCAUAACUAGGAUCGGAGAAUGGUCACCAGAGACGAAUGCAGAGGGUGUAAGAUUUAAGAAGCUGAACGAGUCUGAACCACAUCGGAAAGGGACCAAGAACCUGUUUGACGGCAUCCAGCGUGUAGCUGUGGUUUUGGAGGCUCCAUUUGUGAUGUUGAAGGAUGACUCCACAUUGGAAGGGAACAGUAGGUAUGAGGGGUUUACGAUUGAUCUGUUGGAGGAAUUGUCCAAAAGGUGUGGAUUCGAAUACGAAAUAUAUCACGUGACGGAAUACGGGUCUCCUAUUGGUGGAGGGAUGUGGAAUGGAAUGGUUGGAGAAGUCAUUGCUGGGAAUGCAACAUUCGGUAUGGGUGCUAUUUCUAUUACCUCCUCCCGAGAAAAGGAUGUAGAUUUCAGUCUGGGUGUCAUGACAACAGGUGUCAACCUUUUAAUUUCAAAACCUAAAGUAAUGGACUCAAUAUUCCAGUUUAUGGAACCCUUUUCUCUAAAAUUAUGGAUGGCAAUCGUUGGUGCGUCGGUCGGCGUGUCUCUUUUGUACUUUAGCUUGGAUUAUUCAAGCGAGGAACGUAAGUUUUCCGCCAGGGAAACUUGGUGGUUUUCUAUCGGAACACUUCUAAUGCGAGGGACUGACUUUGCUCCUCGUCCUUCUUCCCAGAGAAUACUUACAGCCGGGUUCUUGUUCUUUGUUCUAAUCACGGUAUCAUCUUAUACAGCAAAUAUGGCUGCUUUUUUGACAACGAACAACCUUGAAAAACAAAUACAAUCACUUGAAGAACUUGUUGAUAGCCCCGAGUUUGAAUGUGGUACGGUAAGAUCUUCCGCUACCAUGAAUUUCUUUAAAACUAGUGACAAUAAAAUAUAUCGAGCUGCUUGGAAGAAAAUGAGCCAAGGGGGACUAGUUGCUUCCUCGCAGGAGGGUCGUGAGAGGGUUAAGAGAGAAAAAUACGCCUUUAUAUUUGAUUAUAUGAUUAACUCGUACUCGGAACUCACGACUUGUGAAACCAAAAUGGUGGGGACCCCCUUCAGGCUUCAGGAGCAUGGCGUUGUGAUGAAACAAGGAGCACCUUUCAAAACGAAUAUUAAUAUCAAUCUCCUUAAAGUUAAGGAAUCCCCUGUCAUGGCACAAUUAAAGAAUAAAUGGUGGGAAAACAAAAGGAAAUGUGAUCUGAUGGAAAGCCAGCCAACAGUGGAGUUUGGAAUAAAACACAUGGCGGGGGUGUUCAUAGUGGGAGCGGCGGGACUUGUAUGUGCAAUUCUAUUCUUCCUUGUAAAGAAGUGGUUUGUCCACGUGAAAAAUAAAGAAAAGUCCACAGGGCCCGACACGGGAACUAAGGAGACUAUUUAUAGUCCUGAUAAAAAUAUAAGUAAAGAAGACAUAGCGAACGCGGUCAGUGUUUGAUGCCAUAGUAUAAUGAAAAUAUCAUUCGACAAAGUAUAAAUCGCAAUCAGCUUUUACAAUAAGCAAGUGUCUAUAAAAGUCAGUUAAAAGUUCUAAUGUAUGUGAUGUGCAUACAUAUGGGAUUAUAUUGUGUAAUUUUGAAUUUGUGUUUCCCAAGAAGUUUAAAUGGGAAGACUUGAAGGGUAAAUAUCCAACAAUUCAAUGGACUGAGGACAUAUAUCUUUAUAAUACAUGUAUUUGUUAUAUUAUUAUUUUUUGAAAUAUAUGUACAUAUAUACCUACAAUGUCUAUCAAUACCAAUGUUUUACUGUUAAAGCGGUCAAAAACAAAAAUGGACGUGGGACCGCUGGUUGAGAUGGAUCUGUUGAUGGACCGUUAUGACUUUUUUUCAACAAGGUAUUCGUGAAUCGUGUAAUCUUUUAUUUAUAACCUCAUAUGUUUGUGACCAUGAUUUUGAAUCAUUUGUAUAAAGUAAAGAAAAUAUGAUUUUUGAAAAAUAAAAUCGAUGUCGCAUGACCUGUUAAGGGUUUAUUGUUAACUUUGACACCAUAUAGUACUUUUUGAAACUACUGUACAAAUGCAUUUAUAGUCAUUUUUAAUAAAAUUUAUCAAUAAACUGUUAAA
This is a messenger RNA of Saccostrea cuccullata (small rock oyster), 3399 nucleotides long. Its product is annotated as glutamate receptor ionotropic, kainate 3-like. Gene Ontology annotation, molecular function: transmitter-gated monoatomic ion channel activity involved in regulation of postsynaptic membrane potential; glutamate receptor activity. Bases 184 to 2775 code for a protein of 863 amino acids. The record is from RefSeq and is a predicted model, not a curated record. Lineage: Eukaryota; Metazoa; Mollusca; Bivalvia; Ostreida; Ostreidae. The transcript is spliced from 13 exons. Gene Ontology annotation, cellular component: plasma membrane; postsynaptic density membrane. Gene Ontology annotation, biological process: modulation of chemical synaptic transmission; synaptic transmission, glutamatergic.